[Torrubiella] hemipterigena is the source of this 831-nucleotide messenger RNA. The record is from the annotation of a GenBank genome assembly. NCBI's taxonomy places the organism in Eukaryota, Fungi, Ascomycota, Sordariomycetes, Hypocreales, Clavicipitaceae.
AUGUCGAAACAAUUUGACGACGACGAGCUCCCACCACCAUACACGCUCCCCGCAGACGUCCCCGCCUACGCAUCGUCAUCGUCCUCUGCUCAACCACGGAGCCAUCUCUUUGCCUCACACCUUACAGCUCUUCGGUCCGAAAUCUCGUCAGAACAAGCUGCCCGUUUAUCUGUGCAGGAUCAGUCUGAUAAUAAUACACUCUCUCUAAUCAUCCCCUACGUUGAGGAGCUCCUCUCUUCCAUCUCUUCCAUCCACCCGCCGCCGUCGCUAGUCGAGGCCACUCUCGUCCCCGAUGCCGUUAUUGACUCGACCUGGAAGCCGACAGACGACGAUGAGCGACGCGAUGGCGAGUACCGCUCAGUCAUUCGAAUCACACAGCACACAAAGAUGCCGACAGACACAAAGCAACGGCCCGUCGAGACAAAUAACACUGGUGGCUCUUCCUCGGGGUUUUCUGACUGGGGACGAAUGCCUGGCGAUGCGCCAGCGGCACCUUGCCCCAGCUCAACGCUAUGGUGGUCGGAUGAACGCACUGCUAGGAGGCUAGCCAAGCACCUCCAACCCGGCCGACCGACACUAUCGGUUGAUAGGCAAACAGUACAGGCACGUGCCGAGGAGAAUAGAAAAGCCAGCCGGUGGAAUCCCUUCAAGAUGUCCUCUGGAGACAUCGUCCCCAGGCCGCCCGCCAGCAGGAGCGCUGACAAUAGCGAAGAUAUCACUAUGAAGAUAUCGCCCCGAGAGGUCACCUUUCGAAAGGAAAAUGCCUUUGGUAUCUGGGAGAGUAUCACGGGCUGGGGAAUCCACAUUCAAGUUCGAAUUCGACAGUCAUAG